GAAUUAUGAAUUGGUUUUCAUUUGUUAUUUGAUUUUCUAAGAAUUACUUUCGUAUUGUAUUUUGUUGGAUAAUUUUGUGUUAGAUUUUUUAUCUGUUCAAUGGGAAUGGUAAAUUGGUUAAGCAUAAUUUGUUUUUCAUAGUUUCUUUUACAAAUUUCUGUCCCGAUACCAUGCAGAGACUGUGAUUUGCGGUUGCUUUAUGAGACGAUCAACUUUGAAAUGGAUCUCCUCUAGUGAUUGGAAAAUAGAAUUGCGUCUUGUGGUUGGGGAAACUUUAGACUGGCAAAUAGACAUUGAUUAUAAUAUUUGUGUAUGUGUAGUGAUGACAUAAGCCAGAAAAUGAAAUGGAAAAAAUGAGAAGGGUAACUGUUUUGGAUAGGGUAAUAACUGUAUAGCUACGAGGUUGCUAAAUAUGAUUUUGACAACUGCACUGCUUGCUCUUGUCAUCGUUUUCUAGGCUUCUUGAGGAUGUGCCGUGAGGCAAUCCUUACACGAGAGCUUCAUUCAGAGCCUCAAAGCUUAUGCUUUAAAAGCCAUUUGUCAAGUCUCGCACCUUGACUUUCUGAGGCGCAUGUCUCUGGGAAUGUCACUUGCAGCUGAGGUAAAUCCCCCGAUUGGGAUUCGUUGGAGUCUGGUACAAAAAAAUCCAGUAUUUCAUCGGGUGGUCUGGCUCAAGAUAGAAAAGAGUUUUUUCGUAGAUUUGUGGAUAGUGAUCUAUUGACGGAAAAGCUUACAUAUUGGCUUGAGAAUAAUGCUGAAGAUAAUACGCUGCCUGCAUUUGAUGUUCCUUUUGAAUUGGUAGAUCUUCAGAAGUUUGAUUAUGCACUCGAAGGUGUUCCCUUCCAGCAACUGAUUCGGAUGCCUAGUGCUAUUUAUGCAUCAACUCCUGGCACUUUUGAAGCGACUGCUUAUCUUGCUCUUGAGGACUUCAUGCAUGCAAGUGCGAACAGCUUGUGGGAGUCUUUCUGGGGUCAGGAGAACGAGCCAAUGCCUUUCUACGUUUCCUCUUUGUAUACUGCAAACUUGAGAUUUUACCAAGCUGAGAAAGCAAUUGCUAAGGGUAAACUUGGAGGACUUUGUGCCACGGCUUUAAUGCUAAAGAACCCUAGACAUUCACAAGGAAACUGGGAUGAUAUUCUUGAAUUAGCACUUCUGAGGCCUGACAUUGCUUCAGUAGAAAAUGACUCUAGACCAUCACUUCCAAUUAUAGGUGAAGCUUUGUUUUUUGCUCUUCGCAUAUUGCUUGCAAGAAGUCUCAACAGAUCAAGUACUCCUCUGAGUUUGAAUUCUGUGUUUGUUCUAGUAGUCGAUUGUCAAUAUGGCGGUGUUGUAAAAGUCGAAGGGGAUUUGAGUAAGUUGGAGUUUGAUGUAAAUAAUGUGUAUGAAUGUUCUGCUGCAUGGAUAAGAAAUCAUUCUCGAAUUGCCAUUUCCCCUAUUGAUAUGAUCUGGAACAAGCUUGGAAAUGCUAACUGGGGGGAUAUUGGUGCUCUGCAGGUACUUUUUGCUACAUUUCAUUCUAUCACACAAUAUGCUGGGAUGCCUAAGAUAUCAGUUGAAGAUCUGGCUGCCGACCACAGUUCCCGUCUUCAAGCUAGAAGGACUGAGAGGCAGUUAGGGGGUACAAGGGUGAAUGGAAAUGGCUUGUUUCGGUUCCAGCAGAGAAGUGCUUCACCUGAAAUAGUGGAAGUACAGGAAGAGUCUGCUAGAGUUGAAUCGGAUAAGUUAAUGAAGCUAGAAGUAGGAUCUGUUUUAUGGUUAGAGGACUCAGAUUGGCAGAAUGGUUAUCAUAUUAAUGAAGUUCUGAACGAUGGUGAGAUCCAAUAUCAUAUGGCAUCGCCUGUUGAAGACACAAGAAAGAAUUUGUUUCUGUAUGUUGGUUCACAUCCUUCACAGCUGGAGCCAGCGUGGGAAGAUAUGAAGUUGUGGUAUCAAGUUCAGAGACAAACUAAAGUAUUGAGCAUUAUGAAACAGAAGGGCUUAUCCAGCAAAUAUAUUCCCCAGUUGAGUGCGUCCGGCCGGAUAAUUCACCCUGGUCAGUGCCGGAGACCAAGUUCUGGCGGUAAUUGUGACCACCCAUGGUGUGGUACUCCUGUCCUGGUAACCAGCCCAGUUGGCACGACUGUUGCUGACAUGGUAAGAAUGGGCCAAUUUGGAUUAGAUGAGGCUAUCAGAUGUUGCCACGAUUGUUUAUCUGCUCUUUCUACAGCCGCUUUGGGGGGAAUUCGGCAUGGGGACAUCAGGCCUGAGAAUGUCAUUUGUGUAACAUCUGGUGUAAGGCAGCGUUACUACGUCCUCAUUGGUUGGGGACAUGCUAUUUUAGAUGACAGGGACCGUCCAGCAAUGAAUCUUCAUUUCUCUUCUACAUCUGCCCUUCAGGAAGGGAAGCUGUGCUCUGCUUCUGAUGCAGAGAGCCUGAUAUAUAUGCUUUACUUUUCUUCUGGAGGGGAUUUGCCUGUUCUCGACUCAGUUGAGGGGGCACUUGAGUGGAGAGAAACAGCUUGGUCAAGUAGGGUGAUACAACAAAAGCUUGGAGAUAUCUCAGCUGUGUUGAAAGCAUGUGCAGAUUAUGUUGAUAGCCUGUGUGGAACACCUUAUCCGAUGGAUUAUGAAAUUUGGUUGAGAAGGUUGAAAAGACAUAUUCGUGAGGAAGAUAAUGGGAAGGAAGUCGACACAUCUAGUUAACAGUAAGCUUUAAUUUCACCAGCACGUGUUUUCAUUUCGGGAUAUCCUUACCGGAUUUAUGACUCUUUUGUUGUAGAAGAUGAAAGGUAAAAGUUAAAAGGAAGGAAUUGAAGAACAUCCAGUGCCUGUUCAUGGAGGAGUUUAAGAAAGUAACAAUAUUCUUCAUUGUUUUUGCUUUUUGUAAAGAGUUGGCAUAGAAAUGUAUGUAUCAGCUUUCAUUAGUUGGUGUAAAGAUUAAGAUCCGUAAAGGUUGAAAAUUUUUAUUUA
Molecule: messenger RNA, 2949 nt
Organism: Olea europaea var. sylvestris
Lineage: Eukaryota; Viridiplantae; Streptophyta; Magnoliopsida; Lamiales; Oleaceae
Exons: 2
Coding region: 859-2682 (607 amino acids)
Source: RefSeq, a predicted model, not a curated record